AUGUUGCUGAAGCCUCUUUUGAAACCCGAACCUUACCGCAGCGACUGUAAAAGGUUCAGUACACCGUCAGCUCUAACGCAAGAAUUUCUUGACGCCACCAACGAGCGUGAGCGACGAGCACUGAAUAUAACGUUGGAUACGGCUGUCCACUUUGCCGAUCUCAACGGAGACGGGAGGUCUGAGUACCUCUGGGUUGACAACAAGGGCGCUGUGACAGAAGUUCUCAACCUGGGCAGACCCUCCGGUGGCGCCAACGCAGCUAAGAUCCAGUGGUCAGCUCAGGGCACCAUUGCGUGA
Messenger RNA from Fusarium verticillioides 7600, 297 nucleotides. RefSeq lists its product as hypothetical. The record is from RefSeq and is a predicted model, not a curated record. NCBI's taxonomy places the organism in Eukaryota, Fungi, Ascomycota, Sordariomycetes, Hypocreales, Nectriaceae. Bases 1 to 297 code for a protein of 98 amino acids. The transcript has a single exon.